Molecule: messenger RNA, 1868 nt
Organism: Diachasmimorpha longicaudata
Lineage: Eukaryota; Metazoa; Arthropoda; Insecta; Hymenoptera; Braconidae
Gene: or
Product: AP-3 complex subunit sigma-2
Exons: 3
Coding region: 347-922 (191 amino acids)
Biological process (GO): intracellular protein transport; Golgi to vacuole transport
Cellular component (GO): intracellular membrane-bounded organelle; membrane coat; AP-3 adaptor complex
Source: RefSeq, a predicted model, not a curated record
GGAGCCCCCCCCAAAGUUUUCGCUUAUCGGAUUUGAAGUCGACUGAGGAAGUGAUAUUUUGCUAUCUACUUUUUGUGAAGUGAUAUUUUGAUUUAGUCAUAUAUGGUUACUGUCUAACCAUCGUUUCCGUAUAUUUUACCAUCUACAGUAGGAUGAGGGAUGAGAUUAUUGCACCGAAAGGAUAAAUUACGCAUUGAAUUUCAUUCCACUCCAUACGUUUGGUAUUGUCAUCUCAUUGGAACUAACCUCCAACGUUGGAAUCCAUGUUCAAACGUGGAGGGAGCAGCUAAUAUAAAUAUCAAGGAAUAUUGAUAGUCCAGAAAGUAAUAUUUAAGAUAUAAAUAAAAUGAUCAAAGCAAUUUUGGUGUUCAACAACCAUGGGAAACCUCGAUUAUCCAAGUUUUAUCAUUAUUUUAAUGAAGAUAUGCAGCAACAAAUAAUAAAAGAGACUUUUCAAUUGGUUUCCAAGAGAGACGACAAUGUCUGUAAUUUUUUGGAAGGUGGAAGUCUGAUUGGCGGUUCAGAUUAUAAACUCAUCUACAGGCAUUACGCAACUCUUUACUUUGUCUUUUGCGUUGAUUCAUCAGAAUCAGAACUGGGAAUAUUAGAUUUAAUUCAAGUGUUCGUAGAAACUCUUGAUAAAUGUUUUGAGAAUGUUUGUGAAUUGGAUUUGAUUUUUCACGUUGACAAAGUUCACUACAUACUCAAUGAGCUGGUGAUGGGCGGGAUGGUGCUGGAAACCAACAUGACUGAGAUUUUGACGAGGAUUGAGGACCAGAAUAGAUUAGAGAAACAAGAGGCGGGAAUUACAGCAGCACCAGCACGAGCAGUGUCAGCUGUAAAGAAUAUGAACAUUCCACAGCAGAUUAAGGAUAUGAAGCUCCCGGAUUUACCGCAGGCAAUAAAAGAUUUGAAAUUCUGACCAGCCGUUACAUCUGUCUCACCUAGUUGACUAAAUUCAUCAACAAUUUCAAAUACUAUUUAUGAUCCGUCGUUGUGUCGACAAUUGUACACACGAAUCGAUGGAAAUGAAAAUUUGCCAAUUCUGUCAACUCUGGAUGAACAAGUAAUGAAUAAAUCAUUACAAUUCCAAAAGUGAAGGAAUCCUUCAAUGAAAAUGUAAAAAAAGUGAUAUUGAGCAUGAGAAACAAUUUCUCUCAAAUGAUUCCACAAGAGAACAACAAUGUUAAUGCAAUGAAGAGGUUUGACAGUCUCAAUUAAAAUCGACUCCUAUCAUUGCCGAAUGUCCAGUAUUUAAAAGAAUAGGAGUCAUCGAAUAUCUAAAUUGAGUAAAUGAUACAAUUGCUCAAGUAUUCGAAAAUUUCAGAAAACUAUUAAAUUGAUUAUCAUUAAAUUUUUUCUCUCUCAAAGUAAAAGGGGAUAAUACCUGAAAGGUCUUUCUCGUGAUACGCUACGUCAUUGUCAAAUAUUCUCCCGUCAAAACGGGAAAAGAAGUGCUAUAGAUUUUUCUAUAUAAAAAUAUCUUCGAUUGUUGAUUAGAAUGUGUUUACCUUCAUUCGAUAUCCUCAUGCAUAUAUUAUGAUAGAUAUAUUUCUAUCAGUAAUCACCGUAUGUGGAGCAGUGAAUUCCGGAAAUACUGUUAUAUUUCAAUUAUAUUAUAUACAAUAAAAAUAUUAUAAUCAAUGAUAAUGGCUCAUUGUCUCCCAUUGUUCAUUUCAUUCUUGAGUGAUGUCCAGAUGUAUCCAGAUCCAUUUUCUGUCAGUAGGGGAGGAUAGGGAGUAUUUUUCAGCUUGUAGUAAUCUGAUGGUGCGUGCAUUACGAAUUCCAUACACUCUAGUUUACGUGGGAGAUCUUCUUCUGGUCCUAUUAUGUAGGUUUCCGGGUUGAAGCCUUCUUCAGGUGGUGGA